UGCAGGGCAUCGGCGGGGGAGCUGUCGGCAUCCCUCGCUCUUCUCGAGGCGGCGGCGGAAGUCUUGGCCACCGCCUCCUGCGCACCCUCGUUGCCCCAGGAUUGCGAAUUCGUGCCCCCUAACCAGUUGGGCGGGGCUUUGCGCUCCUGCCCUCGGCGCGGAUGGGGCUCCUGGCUGGGACUCGGGGUUCCUGGAAUUAAUGUCCAACUGGGGGUCUGCGGAGACCGGAUCCGAGGUGCCGCUGCCGGACGGGACUCUAAGAUGAAGUUAUGGGAUGUCGUGGCUGUCUGCCUGGUGCUGCUCCACACCGCGUCCGCCUUCCCGUUGCCCGCCGGUAAGAGGCCUCCCGAGGCGCCCGCUGAAGACCGCUCCCUCGGCCGCCGCCGCGCGCCCUUCGCGCUGAGCCGUGACUCAAACAUGCCAGAGGAUUAUUCUGAUCAGUUUGACGACGUCAUGGAUUUUAUUCAGGCCACCAUCCGAAGGCUGAAGAGGUCGCCCGAGAAGCAAAUGGCCGUGCCACCCCGGAGAGAGCGGAAUCGCCAGGCGGCGGCCGGCAGCCUGGAAGGUUCCAGGGGGAAAGGGCGGCGAGGCCAGCGGGGCAGAAACCGGGGCUGUGUCUUGACUGCGAUACAUUUAAACGUCACUGACCUGGGUUUGGGCUACGAAACCAAGGAGGAACUGAUUUUUCGGUACUGCAGCGGUUCCUGCGAUGCGGCCGAGACAAUGUACGACAAAAUAUUAAAGAACUUAUCCAAAAAUAGGAGGCUGGUGAGUGACAAAGUCGGACAGGCUUGCUGCAGACCCAUCGCCUACGAUGAUGACCUGUCGUUUCUAGAUGACAACCUGGUUUACCAUAUUCUAAGAAAGCAUUCCGCUAAAAGGUGUGGGUGUGUCUGACUCCGGCUCCAGAGACUGCUGUGUAUUGCAUUCCUGCUACAGUGCAAAGAAAGGGACCAAGGUUCCCAGGAAAUGUUAGCCCCGAAUGGAAGAUGAGGACCAAGGAGGCGGAGGACGGAGGAGGAGGAGAAGGAGGAGGAAGAGGAAGGCAGCCAUUGGGGGAGCCUGGUAGAGGGAGAUUCAGCUACAGAGAACUGGACGGGAGAGGAAACAGCCA
Messenger RNA from Lontra canadensis (Northern American river otter), 1114 nucleotides. RefSeq names its product glial cell derived neurotrophic factor (gene GDNF). The transcript is spliced from 3 exons. Bases 262 to 897 code for a protein of 211 amino acids. Lineage: Eukaryota; Metazoa; Chordata; Mammalia; Carnivora; Mustelidae. Gene Ontology annotation, molecular function: growth factor activity; glial cell-derived neurotrophic factor receptor binding; receptor tyrosine kinase binding. The record is from RefSeq and is a predicted model, not a curated record. Gene Ontology annotation, biological process: peripheral nervous system development; positive regulation of branching involved in ureteric bud morphogenesis; negative regulation of neuron apoptotic process.